Blastomyces dermatitidis ER-3 is the source of this 1497-nucleotide messenger RNA. RefSeq lists its product as uncharacterized. The transcript has a single exon. Gene Ontology annotation, molecular function: 2 iron, 2 sulfur cluster binding. NCBI's taxonomy places the organism in Eukaryota, Fungi, Ascomycota, Eurotiomycetes, Onygenales, Ajellomycetaceae. Bases 1 to 1497 code for a protein of 498 amino acids. The record is from RefSeq and is a predicted model, not a curated record.
AUGUCUAUCAGACUAGGUUUUCUUUCAGACUUUACGCAGGCUCGAUAUGUGAUUCAUCUUUCGGAUGGUAAACGGCUGGUGCUCUUCCGUUUACCUUCAAUUGAGCCCUCCGCAUCCGGAUUCACAUCCACGGCCACAGCCACAGCCACAGCCACAUGCACACGCAGGGCCAACGAAACGUCAGAUGGAUGGUCGUAUUACGCUAUGGAGGCAGAAUGCCCUCAUGCCGGGGGUCCGCUGGAAGAAUCCCACGUUGAUAUUGAAGAUUCCGCCUACGUGGUGUCAUGUCCCUGGCAUGCGUAUGACUUCAACGUGGAGACGGGGGAGUCGAGUGUUGGGAUUAAAACGUGCACGUUUCCGGUGGAGAUUACGGAUGAGGGUGUGUUUUUGCAGUAUAGCUUAAGCGGCGUGGUGCUGGGCAAGGUAGAGCCUGUCAGCGAGAAGGUCAUGUUGAAGAACCGCGAGAAGCGCAAGAAGAGGAAGAAGAAGAAGCAGCCUGAGGCCACGGCGGCUACGAUUGAUACUGAUAUCGAUAUGUCCACUGCAGCUUCUGAGGCUAUGGAUGGAGGAGUCGAAGAAGGCGAAGAAGUAGAAGAGGAUGCCAACAGUAUCCCUCACUAUCUUGACGAACACGCUACAUUCUGCGAUUGGGCUGUCCACAUCCUAAACACAGCCAAUCCAGAACACAAAAUCGAACUAACCACCCAUCUCUUCUCUCUCUUCGCUCAAAAGGAAACCUCUCCCACCCCCAUGCCCCUAGGGCGGGGAACCGUGGCUCCUCCAGACCAGCCGCCCCGCCCAGAGAACCUAUCCGAAGUCAACCCCUGGGAAACCCGCAAACCAGGCCGAGGCGGCAACCUCAAAAGCCGCAUCGCCAUGCUCCACGCGCUCGCCAACAUCGAGCUCUGGGCCAUCGAUCUCGCCAUCGACAUCUGCGUGCGCUUCUCCGCCUUCCAAACAAACACAGAUCCCCAAAAGCACCUCCCCCGCACCUUCUUCCACGACUUCCUCAAAGUCGCCGCGGACGAAGCGAAACACUUCUCCCUCCUCCGCGCGCGCCUCGAGCAACUAGGCUCUCACUUCGGCGCGCUCCCCGUCCACCACGGCCUCUGGCUCUCCGCCACCGAGACCGCGCACGACAUCCGCGCGCGCAUCAGCAUCAUCGCGCUCGUGCACGAGGCGCGCGGGCUAGACGUCAAUCCCAUGACGAUCCAGAAGUUCCGGAAUGCAGGCGACGCGGAGAGCGUGGCGACGUUGGAGAUUAUUCAUAACGAUGAAAUCACGCAUGUUACCACGGGGCAUCGGUGGUUGACGUGGAUUUGCGAGCAGGAGGGGACGGAUGCGGUGCAGGUGUUUCGGGAGAAUGUGAGGAGGCAUUUCAAGGGGGCGCUUAAGGGGCCGUUUAAUGUAGAGGAUCGGGAGAGGGCGGGCAUGGAUAGGAGGUGGUAUGAGGAGGGCGGUGGUAGUAGUAAUCCUAACGUGGCGGUGGUUUCAUGA